AUUUUAUAUUGCUUGUUUAUGUGAGAAUGUUUUAACUAGAUGGCAACUGAUUUCUGGGACAAAAUCGCUUCUACAAUAGCAUUUUAUGGAACUCGUACUCGUCGAUAGCAUUUCUUGGAUUUGGGUGUUUGUAAAUGGCAUUUCUUGGAUUUUCUCUUCAUUAAAAUAGCCUAUUCAGAUGAAGUAGAAUUCAGGUGAAGUAGAAACCAACUACUUUGGGUUCACAAUUUAUAUUUCUUUUGAGGAUACCCCAUUUCAUUUUAGUUGUCAUCAAAGACUAGACAAUAUCGACAGAAAAUGGUAAGCCUGGUUUCAGUUGGUGACAAUUUAACAGAAUUCAGAUGGAUAUGGUUCUGAUAUUAGAAGGUGGCAUACCUUUAGUCGCUGCAAACGCUUCAGUUAUCUGAACAAAACAACGAACUUGGCUGAGCAGGGGAAAAAAAUACUGUAGCAUUCAUUUUGUGUUUACAUGAGUAACGAUUCUUUUCUAGGUGGACAGAUCACAAAAAGAAAACUAAAGCUAAGAUCCAACUCCUAAGGGUGUUAGGUUAGGGACACCAUAUGAAUGAGACAAUCUUAAUUCUUGGUCACACAAAGAUUGUCUCAAGGUUGGUAGCAUCAGUGCCCAAUAUAUCACCUAACUAUGCCAUCCAAAAUGCUACAUAGCAUCUCUUGUAGACUGAACCCUUCAUGAAGAGCCCCAUGGAGGAAGCUCAUGCAAUGCCAGUGACAUCAUUCUUCCCAGUAGCAGGAAUCCACAAGCUCAUAGCUAUCUUCCUUGUUGUCCUCUCAUGGAUCUUGGUCCACAAGUGGAGCCUGAGGAACCAGAAAGGGCCAAGAUCAUGGCCAAUCAUCGGCGCGACAGUGGAGCAACUGAAGAACUACCACAGGAUGCAUGACUGGCUUGUCGAGUACUUGUCGAAGGACAGGACGGUGACCGUCGACAUGCCUUUCACCUCCUACACCUACAUUGCCGACCCGGUGAACGUCGAGCAUGUCCUGAAGACCAACUUCACCAAUUACCCCAAGGGUGAAGUGUACAGGUCUUACAUGGAUGUGCUGCUCGGUGAUGGCAUAUUCAAUGCCGACGGCGAGAUGUGGAGGAAGCAAAGGAAGACGGCGAGCUUCGAGUUUGCCUCCAAGAACUUGAGAGACUUCAGCACUGUGGUGUUCAGGGAGUACUCCCUGAAGCUAUCAAGCAUUCUGAGCCAAGCAUGCAAGGCCGGCAGAGUUGUAGACAUGCAGGAAUUGUUCAUGAGGAUGACACUGGACUCGAUCUGCAAGGUCGGGUUUGGGGUUGAGAUCGGGACGCUGUCACCUGAUCUCCCGGAGAACAGCUUUGCCCAGGCAUUCGACGCUGCCAACAUCAUCGUCACGCUGCGGUUCAUCGAUCCUCUGUGGCGUCUGAAGAAGUUCUUGCACGUCGGAUCAGAGGCUCUCCUCGAGCAGAGCAUGAAGCUGGUUGAUGACUUCACCUACAGCGUGAUCCGCCGCCGCAAGGCUGAGAUCUUGCAGGCUCGAGCCAGCGGCAAGCAAGAGAAGAUCAAGCACGACAUACUGUCGCGGUUCAUCGAGCUCGGGGAGGCCGGCGGCGACGAGGGGGGCGGCAGCUUCGGGGACGACAAGAGCCUCCGCGACGUGGUGCUCAACUUCGUGAUCGCCGGGCGUGACACGACGGCGACGACGCUGUCGUGGUUCACGUACAUGGCGAUGACGCACCCGGCCGUCGCCGACAAGCUCCGGCGCGAGCUGGCCGCGUUCGAGGAUGAGCGCGCGCGCGAGGAGGGCGUCGCGCUCGCCGACGCCGCCGGCGAGGCGUCGUUCGCGGCGCGCGUGGCGCAGUUCGCGUCGCUGCUGAGCUACGACGCGGUGGGGAAGCUGGUGUACCUGCACGCGUGCGUGACGGAGACGCUCCGCCUCUACCCGGCGGUGCCGCAGGACCCCAAGGGGAUCGUGGAGGACGACGUGCUCCCCGACGGCACCAAGGUGCGCGCCGGCGGGAUGGUGACGUACGUGCCCUACUCCAUGGGGAGGAUGGAGUACAACUGGGGCCCCGACGCGGCGAGCUUCCGGCCGGAGCGGUGGCUCAGCGGCGACGGCGGCGCGUUCCGGAACGCGUCGCCGUUCAAGUUCACCGCGUUCCAGGCCGGGCCGCGGAUCUGCCUCGGCAAGGACUCCGCCUACCUCCAGAUGAAGAUGGCGCUCGCCAUCCUCUUCCGCUUCUACACCUUCGACCUCGUCGAGGACCACCCCGUCAAGUACCGGAUGAUGACCAUCCUCUCCAUGGCUCACGGCCUCAAGGUCCGCGUCUCCACCUCCGUCUGACCCCCGCCGCCGCUCGCCGGCAGCCGCGCCGCCGCCGCCCGUAUCGCUUACCGGAGUAGUAAAUAAGCCUAUGUAAUCUGGUUUGAAUUUGAAAUUUGAAUGUACCAUGUUUGAUUCUAGGAUUUGUUGGUCCUAGACCCUGCUUGAAACGGUGCGAAUUUCAUCUAAAUGGUUGAGAAAUUUUAUC
This is a messenger RNA of Oryza sativa Japonica Group (Japanese rice), 2512 nucleotides long. RefSeq names its product cytochrome P450 704B1. The record is from RefSeq and is a predicted model, not a curated record. Gene Ontology annotation, molecular function: oxidoreductase activity, acting on paired donors, with incorporation or reduction of molecular oxygen; iron ion binding; heme binding. Lineage: Eukaryota; Viridiplantae; Streptophyta; Magnoliopsida; Poales; Poaceae.